Messenger RNA from Elaeis guineensis (African oil palm), 3452 nucleotides. The record is from RefSeq and is a predicted model, not a curated record. Lineage: Eukaryota; Viridiplantae; Streptophyta; Magnoliopsida; Arecales; Arecaceae.
ACAAAGUGGGACGUAAGCGUCGAGUCACGCUUUUCAUUACCUGAUCACAAGCGAUCCCUUUUCAUCAAAAAAAAAUUCUCGCCUUUCAAUCGCCUCUUUUUUUUGGCUACCGGAAGCGCGAUAAUUGAUCUUUGUUCUUCCUUUGUUUGGCUUUUCGAUCGAUUUUUAUUUGAGAAAUCCAUACAGGAAGCUUCGAUUUUUAUCUGUUGGAUUCUUUUUUGGUGUUGGAAUCCGUUUUCGGAUUGAAAGAUUUCGUUUUGGAUUGAUCCUGCGUUGUUUCUAGGGUUUUGGGAAGAGAUUUCGAAGGGCGAGUUUGUGUUGGGGAUCUUGAUCACCUAGAGGAAGGAUUUGGGCUGUUUCUUUUUUGAUAAGGUCGAAAGAAACAGCCUGGGUUAUGAUCGGAGGCCACCGGAUCGGAGAAGCUAGCGUUCUGUUUAGUUCUUGGGUUCCUUCGCUCGGCAUCUUGAAGGGUUCGGCGGUGGGGGAUGAGGAACGAUGUACAGAGGCCUGGGGAAGGUGCUGUGCCGAGGAUCGGACGGAGCAACAACGGCUUCUUCGCUCUCCGCUCGCUGUCGAACUAUAUAAGGAUUGUGUCCUCGGGCGCCUCGACGGUCGCAUCCACCGUCCGAUCGGCAGGGGCGUCCGUUGCGUCCUCCAUUCCGGACCGUGACGAUGCCGGACGCGAUCAGGUACUCGAGGUGCACUGGGCUGGAUUUGACAAAUUAGAAUGUGAAGGCAACGUCCUGCAGCAGGUUCUGUUGCUGGCCUAUAGGUCUGGUUUUCAGGUUUGGGAUGUUGAGCAAGAAGAUGAUGUAAAACAGCUGGUAUCCAGACAUGAUGGUCCUGUUUCAUUUCUGCAAAUGCAAAAGAAGCCAAUUUCAACAAAGGGAUCUGAAGAUAAAUUCACAGAUGUUCGUCCCUUGCUGGUUGUUGCUGGAGAUGGAUCAUUUUCUGGAAAUGGAAACAGUGCUGAUGGAUUUGCUUCUUCUUGCAAUGGUAGCACUGGUGGUUGCCAGGAGCUGGGAAAUGAGAAUCUAUUACCAACAUUUCUCCACUUUUAUUCAUUAAAGAUACAUGAUUUUGUGCAUGUCUUGAAGUUCAGGACUGCUAUUUACUCAGUAAGAUGCAGUCCUCGAGUUGUUGCUGUUUCACAAGCGUCCCAGAUACAUUGUUUUGAUGCUGCUACUCUGGAGAGAGAAUAUACCGUUCUUACUUACCCUAUAGUUUCUGGGUUUACGGGCUUUGGAGGUAUAGGCUAUGGACCUCUUGCUGUGGGUCCUAGGUGGUUGGCCUAUAGUGGAAGUCCAGUUGCAGUUUCAAAUACUGGCCGUGUCAACCCACAACAUUUGAGUUCUAUUAAAGGUAUGUCAACAUCUUCAAAUGGAAGUGUGGUGGCACACUAUGCAAAAGAAUCAAGUAAGCAACUUGCUGCUGGCAUAGUGACACUUGGAGAUAUGGGAUAUAAGAAGCUAUCCAAGUACUGCUUGGAACUUCUUCCUGAUAGCAAUGGUUCGAUAAGACACGGCAGCUCUGCCCCAAAAGUUAAUCGUACCAUUAAUGGGCAUUUGUCGGACAUGGAAAAUGCUGGAACGGUCAUUGUUCGAGAUAUUGUUUCUAAGUCAGUUGUGGUUCAGUUUAGAGCACAUAGAAGUCCUAUUUUUGCAUUAUGCUUUGAUCCUAGUGGGACAUUAUUAGUGACUGCUUCUAUUCAUGGUCAUAACAUUAAUGUUUUCCGCAUAAUGCCUUCUCCAUGUGGAAGUUCAUCUGGAUCUGGUGCAAAUGGGUCAUAUGUUCAUCUUUACAGGUUGCAACGUGGCAUCACAAAUGCGGUCAUACAGGACAUUAGUUUUAGUGAUGACAGCCAAUGGAUAAUGAUCAGUUCUUCAAGAGGAACUAGUCAUUUAUUUGCCAUAUCUCCUUUUGAAGGGGCUACGGACCUUGAGUUCAGUGAGGGUCAUUUUAAAAGUAUGAGUUGUGGAACUGAUUUAACAACUAAGGCAGCAGUUCAUUGGCCGCAUAGCUCAUCUUCAGUAAAGCAUAAUCAGCAGAGCCCUUUUGCAUCUGGUCCCCCUGUCACAUUAUCAGUUGCAAGCAGAAUAAAGAAUGGGAGUAAUGGAUGGAAAGGUGCUGUCACUGGUGCUGCUGCAGCUGCCACGGGCAGGGUCAGUCCCCUUUCUGGGGCUGUUGCUUCAGUUUUCCAUAACUGCAAGGGUUCUGGUCUUUAUUCUGAUAACAGCUCAUUAAGGACAAAAUAUUACUUGCUCGUUUUCUCUCCUUCAGGCUCUAUUAUACAGUAUGUGCUCCGUCAGUCCAGUGGACAGGAUUCUGGCAUUGAUAUAUCAGGGUUAAGCACUGUUUCUCAUGGAUUGUCACCAGAAACUGAUGCAAAGUUUGUUGUUGAGGCACUUCAGAAAUGGGAUCUUUGUCACAAGCAAAGCAGGAGAGAACGGGAUGACACUGUUGAUAUAUAUGGUGAUCAUGGAAAUGGAGAAAACACUAAACUUUUCCAGAAAGGCUCAAAGAAGGUAACUAGCAUCUAUCCUGCUGACAAUGCUACAGAUAUGAAAGAAAAACUCAGUGCAGUAGAAAAUCAUCACUUGUAUGUAUCUGAGGUUGAGUUGCAGAUGCACACAGACCAUGUUCCAUUAUGGGCGAAGUCUGAGAUACGCUUUCAAGUGAUGAUGGAUGAAAAUAUUAAAGCAGACAAUAGUAAUAUGUUGUCUGGGGAAAUUGAGAUAGAAAGGAUCCCAACCUGCACAAUUGAAUCUAGGUCAAAAGAUCUAAUCCCAGUUUUUGACUAUAUCCAAACAUCCAGAUUCCAGCAAUCAAGAAAUGGCCCACUGCCGUGCCAAAAAUGUGGACUGGCAGAAGAAGGAAGGCUCUCAUGCAGAAGCAGCUGUUGUUCGCUGGACUCUAUGCCUGAAAAUGCUGCAGUGACUGAGAUUCCCAAUGCCAUUGACAAGAAUGAUCGGCAUCAGUCCUCAGCAGAAGCUAAGGAGGGCUUUGUAAAUAACCAUAUGAAUAGUCCAAACAUGAAAACUCAACUCGAGUUUGUAAAUUAUAGUGAAGGCCUGAAGAUGGAGGCUCAGCUCGAGUCUGUAGAUAACAAAAAGAACCUGAAGAUGGAACCCCACUUUGAGGAUUAUGAUAAUGACAUUGACCAAGGUGUGUAGCAGCUAUUCUUUUAUUCUACCCUGAGAUAUUAACCUGUGUUUAUAACUUUAUAUACAUACAUAUAUGUGGCAAUGCAACGCAAAGAAAGAGGGGGUUCUACCGUGCAGCGGAAGCAUUUGACUUUGUGAAGUUGGGGAUUCCAUUUCCGCCAAACAUUUGUAAAUAACACAAUUUCUUGAUUACAUUUACAAUAAGCAUCUGUAAUGUGUAAAUAAUGACAAUUGAUGUUGUAUCUGUUUCAGUAUGUAUAAGAAGAUAUACUGAUGCAUGUUGUGAUU